This is a messenger RNA of Iphiclides podalirius (scarce swallowtail), 288 nucleotides long. Lineage: Eukaryota; Metazoa; Arthropoda; Insecta; Lepidoptera; Papilionidae. The record is from the annotation of a GenBank genome assembly.
AUGUCAUACGUCUCCGUGGUAGACUGCGAUAGUGGAGUCCAGGUGGUGGACGGGACGGGUGGGGUUAAUGUAGUAGACGGAGACAGCGGGGUAAACGUGGUAGACGGAGGCGGCGGUGUCCACGUCGUGGGUGGUGACGGCGGGGUGAACGUGGUGGGUGGAGACGGUGGGGUGAAUGUGGUGGAUCACCCGGGUGCCGGGGUGGUCAGCGUGGUGGACGGGCCCCCUGGAGCGGGGGUGAACGUGGUAGACGGCGAUUGCUUCGGUGGAGUGCGCGUAGUGGACGGG